AUGACGACGACGUGGUCGCCGCAGACUUUGAUCACCUUCGAAUGCAGGUUUGCUGAAGAGGAGCGACAAAACAGUUUCGAGAUCUUUGAUAACUGCAAGCAAGACCUACAAAGGAUGAUGGCGAGAUAUGUGCAGUCCGAGAAUGACGGGAAUGUCGAGCUUUUGUGCCGUGUAAAGAAGGUGUGGGAGGACCUGGAAGGCUGUCUGCCCAGCCCAGGAGAUCUUAAGAGCGAGGUGGAGUUGGCCAAUCUCUUCAACGAGAACGUCUUCUCACUUGUGAGGAAAGUGAUUGAGUGGGAAGAGAAGUUUUAUGGACAGUGGAGUGCAUGCAAUCGACCUGAUUGCGAGAAGAGCGUGGAGGAUCUGUUCAAAGUAUUGCACAACAAGCAUGCUGCUCAAGAGGACUUUCUUGAUGUCCUCAAGAAAGCCGACGAUGCUGAGGAAGUGAAGUUUGAGAUCGCGAAGCUCGUCUCUUGCGAUCGAGCUUUUGCUCACUUCCUGCAAAUUUUACAAGAUCGAAAGGAUCAAAAUCUCUCUUCUUUGGACACUUUGAACCAAAGUCUCAAUACUAUCUCGGCCGAGAAUCCAUUUGUGAAGAAGAAAGAAGAUCUUCGCAACAAUGCCCAGAAAAUGAUCAGCAAGUGGGAGAAUGACAAGAUAGCGCUCGAGUCUCAGGUGCAAGCAUAUCAGCAGCGGCUGAACUCGUUGGAAGAGAUGUUCAGCGCCGCAGACACGCAGGGGAUGCAUGCAGCGAAAGCCCUCCGGUCCCGUGGUGCCCAGGUGGAGGAAGAGAGGAGGAGAAAUCUCAAGUCUCUCAAUGAGGUGCUGAUCAAGAUGCUCAAGACUGAAGUAGAAGCGGAAGAUCUAAGGAGGAAGGAGGACCGAGGAGCAGGCAUCCUAGACACGAUCUCCACCAUCCAGAUGAUGAGGAUGAACUCCUUGUUCCGCUUCCAUGAUGUUGAGAGCACCAUCUACAUGCAUCUUGAUUCCUUCGUGCAUACAGCAACCAAAAUCCAGCAGGAUGUCCGGGAGCACCGCCUGCUCGCAGACAGGAGGGAGGUCAUCGAGCCGCUGCACGCUUCCCUCCGCGAAACGAGCAUGCAGCUCAGCGAGUGCAGCAGGAGGUGCCAUGAGAUCGCUGGCCGCAUCUCCCGCCCCGUGACGUCGAGGAGGAGGGAGCUGCAUUUGUCCUACAGCGAGGAGGGAGGCAGCUCGACGGGGAGUCCGUCGAGGCAGGAGGAGGGGAAGAUGAAGUUUACAGUCACCCUGGAGGGGGAGGACAUUCUCCGGAAGCCCAGGCUCCACACGAUCCAGGGGAACAUCAGUACGCUGGAGGAACUUGCUAUCCGUCUCGGGCUCACCACCACUGCCUCCAUGCUCUGGGAGACCAGCCCGCAGCUGGCCAUGGCGGCAACGGACUCUACUAUGCUCCUGCUGUGCUUGCAGGACAGCGAGAGGGAGGAAGUGGUACAGCGGGACGUGGAGGUGGAGGAGGGAGGAUGGUACGUGUUCCGGCUGCGAGGCGUCUCCAGCCUCACAGGGUUUGUCAACCUGGGCAUCUCCGUCGUGUGCAGGAAGAGAGGGAGCGUCAUCGUGCAGAACUCGUCCACGUUCUGGGGGGGAGCGAGCGGGUGGAACGACCCCGAUCGGGUCCAGGAGGGUGAGGAGGAGGAGGAGGAUGAUAGGGUGGUGGAGGAGGAGAGCUGGGGGGCAGGGGUCGGCAGCCCCGCAGCGAGAGUCUCCUGGAGCAUGCUGGCGGACAAGGACGAGGUGGAGGUCAAGUUCGAGAGCCCUUCCAACCGCGUGCACGUCUGCAUCUUCUUGAAUGAGGUGAGGGGGAGCCUGUGCUGGGCUGCUGCUGAGGAGGAGGGUUGGACGCAGGUGGAGGAGAACCAGCAGGUCAGCAUUCAGAGGGCCGAGCUGGUGAGGCUGAAGAGGAUGGCGUACAAGCACCCGAGGAUGGACUGUGAGGUCCAGAGGAUCGAGGCAGAGCUGAAGGAGAGGGAGAAGGAGCACCUUCAGAUGCAGAGGAGGAUCAGGGAGUCGAUGAGGAGGAAGGAGGAGCUAGAGGAGGUGAUCGAUAACCUCCGCAACUCCCGCCUCUCGCUGACCAACGAGGAGCACGAGUGGGAGAUGUCUGACGCAGACGUUUGA
Molecule: messenger RNA, 2154 nt
Organism: Guillardia theta CCMP2712
Lineage: Eukaryota; Cryptophyceae; Pyrenomonadales; Geminigeraceae
Exons: 14
Coding region: 1-2154 (717 amino acids)
Source: RefSeq, a predicted model, not a curated record